AUGCCAAACUACGAUGAAGAUGAAGAGGAUGAGUACUACGACAACGAAGAGGAAGAGGAUGAGGAUGGUAUAAAUGGUGUUAAUGGGGAUGAAGAUGAUAAUGACAACGAGGAGGGGAUGGCAGACGGCUCGGACGAAGACGGGUCCGAUGUGGACGAAGACGCAGAAGAGAACGACAACGACGAGGACGACGAGGACGAAGAAGAUGAUGGAGACAACGAGGACGACGAGGAAGCGGAAGGAGAGGAUAAUGAAGAUGAAGAGGAGGAUGAGGAUCAGAAUGAAGAGGCAAGUACGGAAGACGAAGCUGAGGGAGAAGGAGAAGCGGAAGGCGAAGAUGGUGACAUUGUGAUGGAUGGAGGGGAUGAAGAAACCCGCUCAGUCAAAAAAUCGCGAUCACCUUCGUUGAAACCAAUAUCAGAGCAGAAUCAACCUCAACCUCCUCAUUUGAUACGGCGUAGUUUAUUCAUCCCAUCUUUCAGCACACCACCUAAAUCGCUCUCGAUAGAAGCUAUAGCUGGUAUACCUUUACCAUCGCCUGUGCACUCACUCGCGUCGACCUCAUGUCUCUCAUAUCUGCUAGCGGGAAGUCAAGAUGGGUAUGUGCGAGCAUACGAUUUAUGGGGAAGUGUGAACGGUGGACAGAUGAUGACCGCCCAACAACGGAGUGUGGUCGGUCUCGGAGAAACCAUAAAUAAAGCUGGGGUGGGUAGGGGAUGGUGGGCGAACGAAGUGGAAGGUAUCAAUAAUGGAUCAGUAGGGAAAAGAGCAGAACCUGUGUAUAGUAUGGCUUGCGAGGGGGAUGGACUGUUCACUUUGACGGGGACUCAGUCUGGCCCAAUCAAUCUAUAUACCCUGCGGCAUGCUCCUGGUCAUCUCGUACAUUCUUUGAAAGGUCAUACGAAUGUGGUGUCAUGUCUAUCGCUUCUGCCUAACGAAAAAGGUCUAUUGAGUGGUUCGUGGGAUGGUACAGUAAGAGAAUGGGAUCUGAACGCAGGUCAAGUGGUCCGAUCGUACCCCACUCACGGUGCACAACUGUCAUCCCUAUCUCUCCGACCAUACACCGCUCCAGCGUCUCCCACGCCGUCUCCCCGCCGGCAGGCUGAUGAAGACGAGGUGGAUGGGGAUGAGGAUAUCACGACCAAGGAGAAUAUAUCUAUUUCCAUGGGACCUGAAUUCUUCGAUAAGAAAGAGAAAGAGGACGAGCAAGCUGCUGAAGAUGCCCUUCCUGUCGAUGGCGCAGACAAACCGGAAACUAACGGCGAUUCGACUAAAGAAGAGAAUGGAACUGCCAAUGGGGAUGUAGAGAUGUCAGAAGCGAAAUCGCCAUCUAUGGACUCUUUGUUUGGUGGAGAUGGAGAUGAUGAUCUAGAUGGCGAAGGAGAGACUGUCCCACCUUCCAUCGUCCCUUCAAAAGCUCCUACACCACUUCGAGAUGUUACUCCCACCCCGCCAGUGCUAAACAAGCCGAAGGGACCAGGAUUGGCUCUACCUGGUCAACCUAAGCUACCUCAACCAGUCGUAUCGGAACAACCUACACCUGCUACUUCAUCUACGGGUGCUGCACCUCUCUUUGUUCCCCAAUCGGCAGGAGCAGGACCUUCGAACGCCCGUCAAGCCGCUGCUCAUAUACCCCUGCUCAGUCAUACAUCUUACAAAGCCUUUUCAGAAGAUGUGUUGUUGACUAGCUCGAUGGAUGGUCAAGUGGUACUGAUAGAUAGGAGGGUACCUCCCAACGAGGGUACGGGAGUAGGGGUGGGAAGAUUGAUGCCUGGUGAAAGAGCUCCGCCGUGGUGUAUGUCUGCGUGUUGGUCAGCCAACGGUAAUCAGGUAUUAGCAGGUCGUAGGAACGGUACGAUCGAUUUAUGGGAUGUGCGACGUUCAUCCUCUGCAAAGUCGCCUAAUCUAUUGACGACAUUGAGGACACCGGCUGAAUCAGGCCCGAUAAGUUGUCUGGUAGCUUUCCCAGAUGGUAAUCAUAUAGCUACUGCAUCACAAGAUAAUAUUAGAUUAUGGAAUACAUCGGAAUACUUUGGUCAAGAAGAAUCGAUGAAUAUGAAGAAGAGAAGUUCCAAGCCGCCUUUCAAGAUCAUAGCGGGACAUCAUGGUGGAACAAUAUCUUCGAUGAUCGUCGAUCCAACGGGUAGAUUUCUGAUAACUGCCUCGGGAGAUAGGGGAUGGCAAGGUGAAUCAACUAAAGUGGUUUUAAUCCACGAAGUCAAGUGGUAA
Messenger RNA from Kwoniella botswanensis, 2229 nucleotides. RefSeq lists its product as uncharacterized. The transcript has 9 exons. Lineage: Eukaryota; Fungi; Basidiomycota; Tremellomycetes; Tremellales; Cryptococcaceae. The record is from RefSeq and is a predicted model, not a curated record. The coding region runs from base 1 to 2229 and encodes 742 amino acids. Gene Ontology annotation, molecular function: protein binding. Gene Ontology annotation, cellular component: SAGA complex; nucleus.